GCAGCCAAUCCGCUGCUUCCCGCCUGGUUGCGUGUUGGUUGGAGUCUCUUCAGCGCCGCUGCGCUCUCAUCAAUCUCCGCUCUGCACCUGUUUGCGUGGAUCCGUCCCGCAUGGACCGCCACUCAGAGGAAAUGCUCAGUGACUCAUUUUAUGCUUUAUGAUUUAUUUAUACACCUACCGGAUGUCGAAACUAAAUUUUUUUGAAGGCUGAUGAGAGUUUGGGCUGAAAGUCCCAACUCGUAUAAAAGCAGCCUGGACCCACAGAGACACCAAGCAGCUUGUGUGACAUUUUCAUUUUUCUAUCUUUAGCACGGGAGGAAAUGACCGCGGCGCGCUGUCAUAAUAAAGGAAUAAUCCAACAUUUGCUCUGCCGUCAGGAGGAUCGAUCUGCGCCGCCGAAUCGGAGCGCUUGAAGCGGAUAAACUGGAUUCUUCCGCGGACAUUGAUCCGAGAUUUGACUGUUAACCUCCAGAUAUUUAACACUCCCAACGAGAGAAGAUGCCGUUCCACCAUGUGACGGCAGGUCUGCUCUACAAGGGGAACUACCUGAGCCGCUCGCUGUCCGACAGCGACAGCGACGUUCUGGCCAGCAUCUCUGUGGAGGAGCUCGACGAGAUCCGGGAAGCGUUUAAGGUGCUGGAUCGUGAUGGAAACGGGUUCAUUUCCAAGCAGGAGCUGGGAAUGGCCAUGCGGUCUCUGGGGUACAUGCCCAGUGAGGUGGAGCUGGCCAUCAUCAUGCAGAGACUCGACAUGGACGGUGAUGGACAGGUUGACUUUGAGGAGUUCAUGACGAUUCUGGGCCCAAAGCUGCUGACGUCUGAAACGAGAGAAGGCUUCCUGGGCAGCACGAUAGACACCAUCUUCUGGCAGUUCGACAUGCAGCGCAUCACCCUGGAGGAGCUGAAACACAUCCUGUUCUACGCUUUCCGCGACCACCUGACCAUGAAGGACAUUGAGAACAUCAUCAUCAACGAGGAAGAAAGCCUGAAGGAAAACUCCGGGAACUGUCAGACGGAGUUUGAGGGAGUUCACCCGUCGAAGAAGAACCGCCAGACGUGCGUGAGGAAGAGUCUCAUCUGCGCUUUCGCCAUGGCCUUCAUCAUCAGCGUCAUGCUCAUCGCGGCCAAUCAGAUGCUGAGAAACGGCAUGGAGUAGCCGGGUGGCGCCAGCCUGCAUGUGCAUGCCGGGUGGGUGAAGCCGUGCCGCUGUAGGCAGGAAACAGAACCACAAGGCGCAGCCAG
This is a messenger RNA of Poecilia reticulata (guppy), 1241 nucleotides long. RefSeq names its product calneuron 1 (gene caln1). Gene Ontology annotation, molecular function: calcium ion binding. Gene Ontology annotation, cellular component: trans-Golgi network membrane. The record is from RefSeq and is a predicted model, not a curated record. Lineage: Eukaryota; Metazoa; Chordata; Actinopteri; Cyprinodontiformes; Poeciliidae.